Messenger RNA from Calypte anna (Anna's hummingbird), 1438 nucleotides. It is a transcript of the gene THOC3, whose product is annotated as THO complex 3. Gene Ontology annotation, biological process: mRNA export from nucleus. NCBI's taxonomy places the organism in Eukaryota, Metazoa, Chordata, Aves, Apodiformes, Trochilidae. Gene Ontology annotation, cellular component: THO complex part of transcription export complex. Bases 95 to 1066 code for a protein of 323 amino acids. The transcript has 6 exons. Gene Ontology annotation, molecular function: protein binding. The record is from RefSeq and is a predicted model, not a curated record.
CCCACGAGCCGGCAGCAGCCCUCGGGCCGGGCUGGCGGAAGCUGCGUCAGUGGCAGCGGGGGGGCGGGGCGGUGCCGGUCCCGGUGCCGGUGCCAUGGCGCUGUCGCCUUACGUGCAGGCCAUGCAGGAGCUGUUCCGCGCCAACACGCGGAGCCGCGAGUUCCCGGCGCACGGCGCCAAGGUGCACUCGGUGGCCUGGAGCUGCUGCGGCCGCCGCCUCGCCUCCGGAUCCUUCGACAAGACCGCCAGCGUCUUCCUGCUGGAGAAGGACCGGCUGGUAAAGGAGAACAACUACCGGGGCCAUGGGGACAGUGUGGAUCAGCUCUGCUGGCAUCCCAGCAACCCAGACCUCUUCGUCACAGCAUCUGGGGACAAAACCAUCCGCAUCUGGGACGUCCGCACCACCAAGUGCAUUGCCACUGUCAAUACCAAGGGGGAGAAUAUCAACAUCUGUUGGAGCCCUGAUGGACAGACCAUUGCAGUGGGGAACAAGGAUGAUGUGGUCACUUUCAUUGAUGCCAAGACACAUCGCUCCAAAGCUGAGGAACAGUUCAAGUUUGAGGUGAAUGAGAUCUCCUGGAACAAUGAUAACAACAUGUUCUUCCUCACUAAUGGAAAUGGCUGCAUCAACAUCCUCAGCUACCCAGAGCUGAAACCCAUUCAGUCCAUCAAUGCUCAUCCUUCAAACUGCAUCUGCAUCAAGUUUGAUCCCAUGGGGAAGUACUUUGCUACGGGCAGUGCUGAUGCAUUAGUCAGCCUCUGGGAUGUGGAUGAACUGGUGUGUGUGAGGUGCUUCUCAAGGCUUGAUUGGCCUGUGAGAACGCUGAGCUUUAGCCACGAUGGGAAGAUGCUGGCAUCAGCAUCAGAAGAUCACUUCAUUGACAUUGCAGAGGUGGAGACAGGAGAGAAGCUCUGGGAGGUGCAGUGUGAGUCCCCCACUUUCACAGUAGCCUGGCACCCGAAGAGGCCUCUGCUGGCCUUCGCCUGUGACGACAAAGAUGGCAAAUAUGACAGCAGCCGGGAGGCAGGCACCGUCAAGCUCUUUGGGCUUCCCAAUGACUCCUAAUGAGACACCUCUGGGGUGUGGGGGGCUCGUUCCAAAGGCAAGUGGACACAGAAAGUCACUCACUGAAGGUGACUGCUGAGGACCCUCCUGAGAGAGGACUUCCAGGCUCCCCAGCAGAGAAAAGCUACAUGACUGUUCCUUUGUCCCCCAUGGCCUGCUGGUGAGGGCAGCCUUGGGACCACAGCCUACCCCUUCCCCUCCCAGACACCCUGUGUCCCUUCCCCACACUGGGGAAGCAGUGAGGAGAGGGUGGGGGGGAUGCAAGCUAAGGAAAUUUUUUUUUUUUUUUUUGUACGUGUGGGAUUUUUUUCUAAUUUUGAUAAAUCCUCUUCCAUAAUGAAGGUACCUGUGACUGCUGCAGGGGAAAAUGCA